AUGGCUGACGACAGUGAUAGCGAAGAGAUACUUACAAUUGAAAACUCGGAUGUGGUUACAAAAUAUAAGAUAGCUGCGGACAUAUCUAACCGCACUAUGAAGAAAGUGAUUACUUCGUGCGUAAAUGGUACAAGAAUCCUCGAUCUUUGUGUACUUGGCGACAAGGAGAUAGAAGAUGGUGUAAAACCAUUUUACAUUAAAAAUAAAGUACCCAAGGGGGUUGCCUUCCCAACAUGCAUAUCAGUAAACAAUGUAAUAUGUCAUUUUUCCCCAUUGUCGUCUGAUCCCGAAGCGUCGAAUACGUUGAAACUUGGUGAUCUUGUUAAAAUUCAACUUGGUGCUCAUAUUGAUGGAUAUGCUUCUAUUACUGCUGCGACAAUUGUUGUUGGAGCAUCAAGCGAAAACCCCGUCAAGGGCGUGCAAGCUGAUGUUAUUACCGCAGCGCAUUAUGCAAGUGAGGCUGCCUUAAGGUUAAUUAAGCCGGGUUUGAAUAAUAUGGCGGUCACUCAGACUAUACAAAAGAUUUCACAGAUUUAUGGGACUAAUUCGGUUGAAGGCAUGCUUUCGCAUCAGCAAGAAAAAAAUGAAAUCGAGGGUAAGAAACAGAUAAUUCUCAACCCCAGUGAUGCACAAAAACACAAUUUCGAAAGCGCAGACUUUCUCGAAAAUGAAGUCUGGGGUGUGGAUAUAUUAAUCUCUUCUGGUGAUGGGAAGCCAAAACCUUCCAGUGUUCGGACGACAGUUUACAGGAAAACGGGCGAGACAUAUUUACUCAAAUUGAAAACUGCUCGAGAAGUUUUGAGUGAGAUAACGAGUAAGUUUGGAACGUUUCCGUUCCCACUCCGAGCACUUUCGGAUGAAAGAAAGGCAAGGAUGGGAAUAGGGGAUUGUUCGAAACAUGGAUUAGUAGUGCCAUAUAAUGUAUUUCAAGAGAAAGAAGAGGAAUGCGUCGCACAAGUAUUCUUUACGGUGUUGCUAACCAAGAACGGCCCGCUAAAAAUCACGAAUUCUUACUUCGAUCCUUCUGUUAUUCAAUCCGAUAAGAAGAUCGAGGAUGAAGAGAUCUUGAAGCUACUUUCGUCACCCUUAAGAAAGAAUAAAAAGAAGAAGAAAAGUGGAAAGGGUGGAGCAGAAAAAGCGGAAAAGGAAAAAGUGGAAAAAACUGUAGAAUAA
Molecule: messenger RNA, 1173 nt
Organism: Paraglomus brasilianum
Lineage: Eukaryota; Fungi; Glomeromycota; Glomeromycetes; Paraglomerales; Paraglomeraceae
Source: the annotation of a GenBank genome assembly